GGAGGUCCUGCGACACUGACUCGCUUCGUUGGGCAAUAUAAGUACAGGCUGAAUCGUCUCUCGUCUCAGGCCUGGAUCAAACUUAAGAAGGUAGGAUGCUUGCAUUACAUGGCUAUUUAAAGUUUUGCUCCCCCUACCUCUUUUUGUUGGUUGGUUUGUUUUCUUGUUGUUUUAAAGAGGAGUUUUUGAAGGAGCCGGGUAAAAUAUUAAUUGAAGAGAAAUAAAACUAAUUCAAAUCAAAUUUGAUCAAGAUCGGAAGAAAAUAAGCAGCAGUAUGUAGGAAACACAAAGAUGUAGUUUAGUUAUCUCUGAAAUGAAAUAAAAACUGGAUAUUGUCAGUAGACGUUCUUCAGUAAGAGUCUAGCUCGCCAUAUCACGAGACGUAAACUCGAUUAACCUGUAAUAACAUGAAGCAAUUCAAACUUCCUUCUAAGAAAAUUUAGAGGUUAUUCGGUCUACGGAUAGACAAUUUUAAUUUCAAUGUGGUUUCGUUGAUUUUUUUCCUUCGGUGGCAAGUAAGAGCUGCCACGUUCACGUAAUUCCGGAAAUGGUUCAUAUAAAUGCUGGUUCAGCAUUAAUAUGUUUUCGAUCAGGAAAGUGUUGUCAAAAUUCGUUUUGCGCUCAGUAUCAUUCUCAUCAUUCAGUAACAAGAACCUGUUUAUUACAGGUAAGAAGUGUGUCUAAAUAAAAAUAAAGAUGAUGGAAAACAUUUUAAAUGAUCACACUCGUCAUUUUGAUGACCCCAGUUGGAUGACAUUUUUUGCAUCCGAUUGAUAAGGCAAACGGUUUACUUUUUUUAAGUCAACAGAAGCUCUGUUUUAAGAUCGAAUAUCAUCAAAAGCAUUGAAUCGCAAGCACAAAAGUUUAGAGUAAUGUAAAGUAAACCCACAAAGAAUAACUGAUACAUUGUGAGCAUUAAAAUUAUUCAUUCGCAAGUUGAAUAUUUAACACAGACUUACAUAAAAGUUCGUGUUUGAACCUGAAUUAAAUACGUUACGUGCGUAAAAUAAAAGACUAAGGAUUGUAAAAGCUUGGACUUGACAUGCUAAUCAAAACCUAAAACAGCUGGAAGGUAAGUUUGUUUCUUCUAAAACUUAAAACUGCUAUUAUAUACAGAAAGAAUAUAAACGAUAUUGGGGAACGUAGAUAGUUAUGUUAUGUAUUAGUCGGUACAAAACGCUGCCUUUCGAUUCUGGCAGAUCAUGAUAUGUUUGACAAUAAUGGCUCCAAAAUGGGUGAAAAAGAUUGGAAACAAGUUCAGGCCUCCACGUUACUCGAAUUCGUCGUAAUGACUUAUCCGAAAUAACGUUUAAAAAUAUAUUUCUAAAAUAUCCUGUAAUCGUUUACAACCCUCCAUUAUCGAUGAUUGAUUUAUCGAUUUUUUUGUGCAUUACACGUCUUGCUAUCCCUCCAUUUGAAACUGAACGGGGAGCACUAUGAAUUGAUAACCCAUGAAAUCCUUUGAAUGUAUUCAUGGCAUAUUUGCAGGAUAUCCAAAUGUUUUUCAUGCCAUUUUCACAGUGUUAUUUUUCUGGUUUCCCAUUGGUUUGAUACCACGAAAAAUUCAUUAUACCCGAGCAAAAACCAUGGUUAAAGUUUGGUGUUGAUUUCUAAUGUUUUUGUUUUAUGAUGAUGAAAAUCCUAUAAUCAAACAGCACAAGUUCAAGGAAAAUGUCGUCGGUUUCCCAUGGCAUUACAAGAAACUCAGAGUCAUGAAAAACGUGUGGCUUCCCCCUAAACUUGGAAUUAUUAAUGGUUCAUGGAAAUGUUCUAAGCAAGUUUAUGGACUUUUCAUUGCAUUGUAAUGACCCGUGAAAAUCUAUGCUGAUACGCUGAAAGUCGUUUCAUCUGGAGAGGGGGGAAGCAUGCACCCUGGAAGAAGAUUUAUAAUUAUUAUAAAUUUAUUUAAAGGACACUCCUUGCGUGCAUUUUUAAACAGGGUAUGCAUCCCUCAUUUGAGCUUUUCUUGUAACUUUUUCCAUGACCUUGUCCAGUUUUUCAUGACCUUAAGUUUAGAGUGAUGGGAAGGAAACCAAGGAAGAAUAAGGAACCAAUAGAUUGAGAGCCUUUAAAUUAUUCAUCCGCAAAUUAAAUGCUUCAAACAGAUUUACAUAAAAGUUCGUGUUUGAGCCUUAAUCAAAUAAGUGACGUGCGUAAUAAGCGAUCGAGGAUUGCAAACAUGCUAAUAAAAACCUAAAAGAGCUGAAAGGUGAGUUUUGUUUCUUUGAAAACUUAAAAAACUUGGCCUUGUAAUUUACAGAAUAAUACUGUUAUGAUAUGCCAAAAGAGAGUAUAAAACAUCGGGAAAGUAGAUUGUUACGUUAAGUAUUAUUCGAUACAAAACGCUGCCUUUCGAUUCUGGCACAGCAUCAUGAUAUGCUUGACAAUAAUCGCUCCAAACUGGGGACAAAAAAGACUGGAAACAUGCAGGUUCAUGCCUUUGAGUUAUCGAAUUCGUUGUUAUGACUAAUCCGACAUUACAUUAAUUUUCUUUCAAAAAUAGCCUACAAUCUUUUACAGCCUUCCAAUAGCCUUGAUUAAUGUAUUACAUUUGCAUGGCAUUGACCAGCUUGCACAUCCUGCCAUCUCUCCAUUUGAAACUAAGCGGGGAUGUUAUAAAUAUCAAGUGCUCUGCCACACUGACUCACUUUGUUGUAAGCACAGGCUGAAUCGUCUCUCGUCUUAGACCGGGAUGAAACUUAAGAAGGUAGGGAUGCUUGAAUUCCUUGGAGAUUUAAAGUUUUGAUGUUAGUUUGUUUGUUUUGUUGUUGUUUUGAAGAGGGGUUUAUGAAGAAGCAGGGUAAAAUAUCAAUUGAAGAGGAAUAAAACUAAUUCCAAUUAAAUGAUCAGGAAAAAAAAUACGCAGCUGUAGGUAGGCACCACAAAGUUUAGUUGUCUCUUAAAUGAAAAGAAAGCUGGAUUGUCAGUUGACGUUCUUUAACGAGUCUCGCCAUAUCAGGAGACAUAAACUCGAAAACUUGUUAUCAUUCAGCAAUUUCAUCCUUUCUUCUAAGAAAAAAAAAUAGGUCUUAUUUGGUCUAUGGAUAAAGAUGUUUAGAAUGUGGUCUGGUUGAAUUUUUUUUCUUUCGGUGGCAAGUAAGAGCUGCGACGUUCACGUAAUUCUGGAAAUGGUUCAUAUAAAUGCUGGUUCAUUAUAACCUAUUUUCGAUCAGGAAAUUAUUGUCAAAAUUCGUUUUACGCUCAGUAUCAUUCUUAUCAUUCAGUAACAAGAACCUGUUUAUUACAGUGAAAAAUAAAGAUAAAAAUAAACAUGAAGGAGAAGAGUCUUUAAUAGGGACAGUAAACAUGUAGCUGUUUAUAGCUUCUUCAAAAACAAAUUAGUAAUUAGUCAUUCGCUAUUUUAACACACAUUGUGCUGCUUUGCGUGAAAACGAGCACGUUCAGAUACAACUGUGACGUGAUUUACAUACGCCUCUUUUAAAAAAUACCAUCAUACUAUUUGUUGUCUCUCUAAAAUUUUGCAUAAGUAUUCUUUUUAAUUUCUAAUAAUGGAACUUACAAUUGCCCCGAUGUUUUGGAGGGACAACAAAUAGUAUCCGGGUUUUAUCAUUGCGUGAGUAAACGAGGGUUGCAAUAGCCCAUUUCCGAUUUUCCCCGGGCCUCUGUUUCAAAACGAAGGAAAGGUGCUCCGCCUUUGAUAUGGAAAUCAUUUUUCAUUCUCAUGCAAGGAAAACUCGUUUUCACAAGAGAGGUUGUGCACCUAGCCUCAUUUUGAAAGAGAGGGUUUUUGGAUAUCGGAAGCCUAUUGCUUCGGACCUAUCCUUUUAGUGGGGGAAUUGAAACGGCUGAAAGGUGACACAAAUUCUUGUAAAUUAUUACUAACGCAGAAAAGCAACAGUUUUGCCGACGAACUAAAGAAGUUCUGCCUGUAACAUAAAAAGCAAAUCGGAAACCUCAUCAUCAUGUGAGCAUUACAUGUAUUAGCUUGCAUCAAACGGCUUAAAAGCAGCCAUACGAUUCUGGUACAACUAAUUACUGCUAGCACCAAAAUUAAUUCUCCAAAAUGGGUAAAAAGGACUGCAAUAGUGUCUAUGUUUUACAACUAGAAACACUUCCUACAGCCUGCAACCGCUUAGAGGUUUACUAAAAUAGAAACAAGCAGAUUUUAAAAAAAGGAAGUUGUGAUCCGAUCCUAUUCUAACAAGGAAAAUGAGUAAUAAAUAUAUCAUUAUGGAAAAGUAUGACUUAAGUAUACACAGCUUUUCUUUAAAUUUUUUCUGGGUCAUGCAUUUGGGUAAAAUAGGUCCUAAGAACUUGGCUCCUAUACUUCACAGCUCCCAGCGAGGACGGGGCCAUGCCCCUCACUCAACUUCGCAGCAGUAACCAUUAAAAGUAGGUUGAGUUUGAUCGUCCGGGUGAACGUAGUCCUGAACAGGACUGUUGUUGUUGACAGUGACUGACGUUUCGACAACCUGUGCUGUAGUCAUCUUCAGAGUCAAAGUGAGUUGUAUCACGUCAGUUGAUGGUUUAUACUCUGGUUAUUGAUCUGAUUGGUCAUUUACGUCGCGACGUUAUUGGUCAUCUUUCAGUUCAGCCGUGAUGUUAUUGGCUAUGAAGACUCUUAAUCAGUAUUGGUGCGUUUCGAUCCGUAUGUUGUCACAGUUAAACAGUCGUCUAUUGUCAGUUCUCCAGUCGUUCUCUGGUAGUUAUUUUUGCUUGAUCUCGUCAAUAAGUCGUUUGCACGGGGCUGGUAACUGUUGGCUACGAUUCAGUGGUGUUUGUUCUCCUUCAUUCAUUCAUUUUAUUUUGCCAUUAACCAGAAAUGCAACAACAGUAUACAGAAAUACAUUGAAGAUAAUAGCGGAGCUCCACCCGCGCGCGAAGCGCGCGCGUGGACGAAGCCCCAUAGCUAAGGAAAUGUGGUAAUCUACCUAUUCGAGAAAAUUUGGUAAUCACGUGACCGUACGCCCGACCGUCCGUCCGCACCACAGCGAAACCAAUGUUUACUCUCACACUUUGGGAGCCCAAUAGAAAACUAAUUGCACGUCAAUGUUGUGAUCAAUUGACAGCUGUCAAAAAAGGAUAUCCGCUGACCAGUAUCAUUUGACCGUACCGCGAGCUCAAGUAUCGACCCAUCGAGGUCGAAUACUUUUUUGAAGUUAUCCGCUGACAAAUUGCCAGUUUCAAAUGAUCGCAGGCUCAAGUCUAUUUUUUUUAAUGAUUCAUAUGAAAUAUGUUGUGUUUAUGUCACUAUGGUCCCGCACUGUUAAGAUUUUGAUUUCAAACUGACCUCAGACGCGAAAAUUCAGCCACUUUUUUAAAAAUAAAGGCGGGGAAGACCUUUUCUUACCAUGGUCACGCGUUGGUCACGCUCUACGUCCAAUUAUUGUACUCUGAGUGGUCAAAAUUUGACAGGUGAGUUCAUGCGGAAAAUGUAUGCAGCAUCUUGAAGGUUGUUUACUUUGACAGCUAAAGCUGACUGAGUUUUGUGUCAACUUGUGAUGUUUUUAACUGUCUUUUUCCACUGGAUCUACAAAAUGAAAUACAGCUGCUAUCAAGAGCCUUCUGUUAUCCAUGGCUGGUUUGUUUAUUGGAUUUUUGGUUGAGAAAUGCGUCGCUUGUUAAAAUUGGGUAAUCUGAUUUCGGAUGGCAUCGUUUUCGUCUUUCACCUUGCUCAAUGCGUAAGAGGGUUUAAAAGUCUCAAGCAACUAUGGCCUUCCUUGAUAUCUUUCAGGAACUGAAUCUCGAAAGGGAGGCCUGAGUAAUUAUUGUAUUUGUUGUUUGUUUUUGUUAUAUCUAAUUUCAUGAAGUCGAGCACAGUUUAAGCGGCAAGUUUUUGCACGUUUGUUAAGAUUUGAGUCAAUGAUCUGAUCUAGUAUCAGGUUUGAUAUAAGCUUACCGAACUUUAAAAGGCCUUCAGAUAUAUUUUCUCACGGCAAACAGAAAAAAAAAGUUUCGAAUAAUAUUUAGUUAUAAAUUUGGCUGUAGAAAGAAAACUUUGAGUGAUAUUCUUGCUUCGAGGAGUUCAUCUUUGACAAAAAACAAACACUGGGAGGCCGGCUAAAAGUAAAACAAAAUAAACUUAAGCUUAAGCUUUAAGCUUAAAGACUCAGGAUUUUUAGAGACACUUUAAUACUUGUCUUCGUGAAUGAAAAUUGUUGUCUCUGUAAAUGUUUUACCGAAUUAUACUUCUUUUAUUGAUUGUUAGUAGUCUCUCUUGCAAUUUUCAUCGCUUGUCCGUGGUGUUUGUUUUCAUCGUUCAUGAACAUCGCUUGCAGGAGUACUUAGAAAUGUCGCGCGUAUCAAACGCUUUAUAAGAUUACACACCGUUCUAACUUUUAACCAUUAAAUAACAAAAAAUAAUGAUAAUAAAUUCGUUAUUAUGUUGAAGCGUUUCUUCAUUAAAGUUCUUUCAAACACUCGACCACACUGACAGCUUGCACUAAAAAUGAGAACCGGCUGGCCCUAUGGGUGAUUUUGGAAAUUUUUUGAACGGUUUCGCUAAAAGCCCACGAUUGAUCGUCCUGAAAAUUGAAAAAUUGUGAAAUGCCGUAUUCUGUCCGAGGUCUGUAUGAUAAAAAGUACUGUUUUUCCUCAGAUGUGAUAUAUAAAAAGUAUAAAAGGUUGGUUUACACACCCUCAGAUUUGUUGGCAAGAAUUUGUAAAGUAAACCUGUCGAACGUAAAAAAAUGCGGCCUGUUUUGUUUUCCAAGAAUUUGUUUUCGAGGCCUAAUCUACUGUGAUCAAGAGCCAUUAUGGCUCUUGAAUGUGAUAGAAGAUGUUUGCUAUUUUUUGGGUGUACAUACAUUUAGGCUAUCAACUCGAUGUAAGAUGUUUCACUCUAGAAAAACUUAUCCUUUCCCUCAAAAGUCACAUGAACGUGCCCUUAAGUUAACUGAUUUGUGGAUUACAAGUUUAUUGUUUGAUUUAAAGUAUAAAUUUAUAAAUGGAAGCUUCGCUUUUAGCCCUGGCUAAAUCUAUAUAAUAUAUAUAAUAAUAUUAUACAAUAUUCCAACUAAGUUAUUUACAAGAUCAAAUGUGGUAAAGGCAAGGAAGCCUAUAUAGAAGCCGGGGGCUUAUAAACUAUGGGCUUCCUGGAACUAUAGGGUAAACCAUACAAGUUAAGGGUACUGAAUGAAAAUUUGGAUUCAGUUUAAAAAAAAAAAAAAAGAAAAAAGAGAAAAAAGAAAAGAAAAGGUGUGUAGCUCAACAAAGAGUCAAUUUAACUAAGAAAGAAGGAAUUUUUUGUCUUUUGCCAAACAAACUGAUACUUUCACUGUUUUGAAUUUCCCGACUUAGCGAGUUGAAAAACGUAGGACCUUGAAACCGAAUUGAGAAUUUUCGAAAAUUAGUUCGACAAUGAGGUAUAUAGAAAAGGCUGGAAUUUCUUGUAUUAUAAGAAUGUAUCUGGCUUGCAAGAGUAAACAUAUCACGAAAAUAAUUUGGAAGUAAGCCUCUUUAAAAAGAUAAAUAAAUUUACCUAUUUGGUAUAAAUAAAUGUCCAAGAAUUGUAAAACCUCCUUGUCUUUAAAAAGAACACCGGUAUGAACAUCAAAAGAAACUUUAGAUAUUAUUCUGAUUAUCUUCUUUUGCAGAAUAAUAAUCCGAUUUAAAUUAGACUGAUAUGUCGAUCCUCACUCUGAAACACAAUAAGUUAAGUAAGGGUAAACUAGACUUUAGUACAAGGAGCGCAAGGAAGUUUUGGGAAGGCAAAAACUUGACUUAUAAAUAAUACCUAUUGAUUUUGAUAUUUUUCUAGAAACGCUAAGAAUGUGAGGUUUCCAUGACAAAUGCUCAUCGAGGAUAACACCUAAAAAUACUGUUUCUUCCACACGUUCAAUAACAUUGUUGUCAGUUUGGCGUGGUCUAAAAACCAUAAAAAUGAUUUUUUAAAGUUAAUGGACAGUUUAUUUGCUCGUCACCAUUGGUUAAUUUAGGCAUUUGAGAAUUCAAGAUUUCUGGAAGCAAGUUAAAAUCUUUGUGGGAGAAAAAUAUGUUUGUGUCAUCAGCAAAACGAAUAAAGUCCACGACCUUUGACACGUUACACAGAUCAUUUAUAUAGAGUAGAAAGAGCAGGGGGCCUAGUAUAGAGCCCUGAGGCACCCCGCACUUUAUUUCGCAAGACUCUGAAGUGAUACCAUUAAAUUCCACAUAUUGUUGUCUAUUGCUUAGAUAGUUCUAAGUUAGUAAACCAGCUUUCUAAAGCAAGACGUUGAUAGUAGUCUGUAGAAUACGUUAUACAUGUCGCAGAGUCCCAGUCAAUUUGAUGUUAUGGUGCUAAGCAAUGUGAUUGUUGACGUCACCAUUCCUCGUCGCUCGUUUGUGUUCGGUCAGUCGCGUGCUUAGGUCUCUGCCAGUUUCACCAAUGUAAGAAGCCUGACAGUCGCAGCAUUUGAUCUUGUACACUGCUCCCUGUCUGUCCUCCGGUUUGUCUUUGUCCUUGACAUCAGCAAGCAGUCGCCGUAAAGUGGUUAUCGGUUUGUGUGCAACACGUAUAUUGUAAGGUUGUAAUAUACGUGCAAUAGUUUCAGAGGUGCCUCUGAUGUACGGUAUAGUCGCUGUAGUAACAGGGCCAGAGUUGGUCUGAGUGUUGGAAUCAGGGUUACUGUGAGUGUUCCGUCUAAAAAAGUCCGUGUUGUAAUUGUUCUUACUAAAAACGUUGUUAAGAUCAGUCUCGUCUUAUAGGCUGUCAGGUGAGUCGCAAACUAGUUACGUUCGUCUCGUCAGAGUCCGGAUAGUAGUAGCCUUGUGAGAGGAUGGGUUGUACUAAGAGUGGUCUAGUAAUCGGUUGGUAUGUGUCGGUUUUCUGUAAAUAGUCGUUUUUAGUUUGUUGUUGUCGCGAGUGACCAAGCAGUCUAGAAAAGGUAUUAAUGCUGCGUCAUGCGUGCAACACUUAUCUCAUCACUUUGUUAAUGUUACCAAAGACCAAAACUUGUCGCGUCCCGGGUCCGGUUUACCAAAGUUUUAUUACAAAUUACGACGGCUUUGCUUAUUACAAAUUACGCGACGAAGUGUUGUUACAAAUAAUUACAAAUUACGGAAAAUUUCUUACAAAUUGACAGGUACAGUUGUAUUACUCUAGACGACAACAUUAUAACAAAUUAGGACAAUUAUUACAAAUUAUUUCAGAACAGACGUGCUGUAUCUUUCCUAUUAUAUUUUGGAAGCGGAUAUUUCCCAAAUUUAUGGUGGCAAGGAAGGUCACUGCUACUGGAUGUUUACUUGAUAUUUUAACCCAGCCCCUAUAUAUUUUUGAAUUUUUUGUCUUGUGUGUGAUUUUCCGCCCUUCUGAGUUAUUUCUGAGCUUCGAUUUAGCUCAGAACCGGAUGCAAAAUAGUUGAACAAAUUUGACUCAUUAUUUUUAGCUUUUGUACAUGUGAAGAUCCUCUCAGCUCAACCCUCCAGUAAGUUAAAUUCUUGAAAACGGUAUAUCCAUGACUGGAUUCAGCAUCUGUUCCUUGCUGUGUGCAAGGGAGGUUUACACAAUCAAAUCAAAUCUGAGUUGAAUGUGUAAGGGUAAUUUGACUUUCCCAGUCUUGUUUUUCUUUUUGUUUAGUCCUGUUUGAAUCUCUAUUGUUCGCUACGGAAAAAAGGACAACAAAAUGUGCAACUUGCAAUACGAUUUAGCGCGUUUUAUCCCACUUGAAUCAAAGGUGCCAACUGCAUCACAUCAGGUUGUUACGGGUGGACCCCCCCCCCCCUCAAAAAAAAAAGAAAUGCUCUCCCAUGUUUCAGCAACCUUUCACACCACGCCACGGCCUCGUUGCAUGUUAAGUUUGAUUCGAAGGUGGUAGCCUGUUGCAGGCGAACGCCUAGAACAUGCAACGAAGGCGGUGAAAGGCGCUCGUUAUCCAACGAUACUUGGCAAAACAAGUUACAAUGCUUUGUUCCUCAAUUUAUGGUAACUUUACAACGUCGUCCCCAGUGCGCUAUUCCCUCAAGCCAGGGAAAAGCGCCCUGGGGCCAAGGUUGGUAACUUUACUGAGAUUGUUUUGCAAUUUUCAGGUACGUUAUGGCAGAGGAAAACCCCCUUGAGCUGCAUGUGGUUUCCCCAUCUGAUGAGGUUAUUACCCCUGGUAAGGCAAUACACUACAAAAUAGGGUCCUUUUAAUCAUGGAAAGUGCGCGCGCGGUAUCAAGGUAACGCACGAGUUGGUGGCUUAUAAGAAUUGUGACGCUUAAAAAAGUUAAAAGAGAAAUAUAGGCUGUUUCAUGGGUUUAGUGUUUUUGACUUUGUUCGGUAUAAUCUUUCUGCAUGUGAGCUAAAAUAAUAUAUGUGUUUUGCUCUGUAACAGAACAAAGCUUUAGCGACGAAAAAAGGGACGAAAGCAGCAGUAGGCAAGGUGACGGGUAAGAAAGAUAUAUUUUUCUUUCUUUUUUCAUGUUGGGGGUUUACAAGACCCUAUGUACUUUGUUGAACAUGAGAGUUUUACUUCUUUCGAAACUGGUUGCAUUCAGGUCCGUCACUAAGAUUUCAAGUUGCAGAAGUUGCAGGGUAAACGGAAUCAGUAGUAGGAGGGAAACUGGACAGCUUUUUUCUUUCUUUCUUUCUUUCUUUCUUUCUCUCUUCUUUUUUGUUGGGCGGGGUCUAUAUUCUAUGUUCUCCUCUCGAAGUAGACGGGGAUGUUGCUUAUAGUGGAUUUCAUAUUCAUGCUUGCAUGCACUUACAGCGAAACUCCACGAGUGAACGGAGCCCCAUGGAUAAGAAAAUCUGGUACUCUAUCCAUCCAAGAAAAUUUGGUUGUGACGUCAGCGUACUCUAACCGUACAGACCCUGGCGGAGGAGGAAGGGAGACAGGAGUCAGUCCGGGGGGGAGAAGGGGGGAUUAUGAUACAGCUGAGGUGAGAAAUUUCGCAUUUCAAGCAUCCCGCUCGUUUCAGGGGUAAAUCACAUGGCCGUCCGGACUUAACGAGUUUUUCUUUCCACUGAAUUUAAUUUCUACAUUAACUUCGACAACUGGGAAAGAGCUAGAGCGAGAAAUAAAUAAAAACGGAGACCAAUUUCGUUGGUAGAAAAACAUGAAAAUUAUAUAGCGGUACUGAGCAAAUGAGAAACGCUAGGGGCUGCCUAGGUAAAAAUGAGCGGCAGUAAAAAACAGGGUGAACAGGAACACAAACAUUUCCUCCAUAAAACGUGUAACUAGGAAGUUAAAAGAAGUUUCACAUUUUAGUGGUGCAAAACAACUGCAACGAAAUGUAAAAAAAAGCUUUUUUUUUUUUGCUAAUUAGAAUAAAAAGUGUGCUGCACGUACAAAGUUGUUGUUGUUGUUUUUUUUUCCACCUUGUGUUUAGUAUUACUCAAUUUUAUAUGUCUUUGAGGAAACUAUAAAUAUUAAAAAGAGCUUCGCUUUUAGCUCUGGCUAAAUCUAUAUAUUAUUUCCUAACUGCCGGCGACAAGAGGAACCCGCAAUCCUAAUCUCCAGGUUGUUGUUGCGCAUGCGUCGCAUGCAUGUAGAAAGUUUGUAGCCAACUUUUGUUUGGACUUCUGCUAAGAACGAAUGGAAUGCACAACUGAACGCAAUUUGAUCAGGCACGUUUCCACCUUCUACCCCUCGUAAUCUGAUCACGUGUGUCUUGACCAUCCGAUGGUCAAAACACACGUGAUCAGAUUACGAGGCGUAGAAGGUCGAAACGCGCCUGAUCAAAUUCCGUUCAGUUGUGCAUUCCAUUCUUAGUAGAAUAGAAAGGUUACGGGUGCGGGCGACGACGAUCGCCGGUUCAAACACAAUUAAACGCUUUUGCUCCAACGCUGUGUUUUUGCGUAUGUUUAGUUUGACACUUAGUAUCAAAUUAAACAUACGCAAAAGCACGGCGUUGGAGCAAAAGCGUUUAACUGUGUUUGAACCGCCGAUCGUCGUCGCCCGCACUCUAUAACCUUUGGUUAUUACUAGUAUAUAGAUUUAGCCGGGGCUAAAAGCGAAGCUCUCGUUAAAAUCUUUACUCAAACACAAAAAAAAUAAAAUGGUGUAAUGUUAAGCGGCGACGGAAAUGAAAACAGCCAAAAAGAUCAGUUGGUCAGUAAUUAGGAAAAACAGACUUUGCACUUGCAGGAGACUUUUUUGUACAUUUCUCUGCCGUUGUUUUGCACGACUACUUCCAGGAACUUCCAUAAACUUUCUAGUUACACGUUUUAUGCAGGUAAUGUUGCAAGUGCUCUUGUUCACUUUUUUUGGCUGCCGUUAAUUUUCACCUCGGUCGCCGUUAGCAUUUCUCAUUUUCUAAUGGUGGCUUUAAAAAAUUGAAUGUUUUUAUUCCUACGAAAUUGAUAUCCUUUGUUUUUUAUCUCUCGCUUCUAGCUCUUUCUCUGUUAUCUACGUCAAUGGGCGAACUGGAGACGUAUUAUCCGUCUGAGACGAGUUAUCAGUUGGAUAAUUCUCGUCAGACAGAUAAUUUACUUAAUUUGAAACUGGAAUAGCCUCCUACGCAGACGUUCUUAGGGCAGGAACGCAUGACAAACCCGGCUGCGUGGGAUGCUAAAAAUGGAACGGUCUUAAUUUAAGAUGGACAAUACGCCUGUUUUUAUGCAUCUGUGAAGUUUUUUCCGCCUAUAAUAACUUUGACGGAAAAAAAAAAGAUGGAUAAUCCGUCCCUAGUAUGAAAACGGUCAAUGUAGACACUAAAAUGAAUUCGAAAGAAAGAAUCGGCUUUGUUGUUGUUGUUGUUUCUCCAAAAGUCCGGGUGGCAAGACUAACUUUAGUUCUAAAAGUUUCUUCGCGCAAGACAUCCGCUACAAAAAAUAAAAAUGAGCUAAAAACAUGUCCGCUUUUUUUACUGCCAAAUUAGCAAGUCCAGUUUAUCCUGCCGGCCUAGCGUGAUCGAUCGAGAAGUUAGUUUUUAAGGCCAGGAAAAAAAUACUAAUAAUAUUUAAAAAAAAAAGUUUCAAAUUCUUGUUCUCGACAGCUUCAAUUUUGGGGACCACCUCCCCUUUUCAUUAAUUUUUUAUUGGAAAAGUUGGAGAGAGAAAGACUAACAGACGAAUAAUUACUUUCAACACACAGCAAAUUCGAGGUUGUAAAUUAACACCAAGGGAGAUAUACAUUAACACUGAAUUAGUGUUAUCAUAACACUUGCCGAGUGUUUCUUAAAAGAUACACCAAUUCAGUGUAUGAAAACACUAAAAUGGUGUAAUCAAGAAAUGUGGCACACGUUGGCGGUGUAAAGUUACACUACGUCUGUGUUUCAGAAAUCUUGCAAGAACUUAACACAACUGGAGUGUUAUUUUACACCAAAUCGUGUAUCAAAACACUAACACGGAGUUUAAUCUGAAAUUCUCAAUUGCAUAUCCCAGGUCAGAAAUGUUUAAACUAACCACCCUGCUCACGUGCAUAGACCAAAUAGGUCUAUUGCUUUUCAAAAAAUAUGAGAUGUGUGGCAGUGCUCCAGCAAUGAAAGCAGUUAUACUUCUUGGUGCUAAAAGUUAUGUGAAUCCUUUAUUAAGGAUGAUGUAAUUUCCUCUUCUUAAAAAUUGACUGAUCUAAUAAUGACAAUUAUCCGCACGUACUUUAUUACGGGCAGAGAACCCUUAAAAAAAAAAAAAAAAAACAUACACAUACACACCGUGACACGAGCAUCUACUACCAGGGCCCCACGUGCUUUCCGUGACUCAUUGAAAGCACGUGCUUUCAGUGUUUAUACGCCGGAAAGGUGAAAACAAAGAUAAUUGUGCAAAAUUAAAAUAUUCUAAAAAGACGGCAUUUGUCUUAUGAGCGAGUUAACCUUCGAAACAUCACGAAAACAUCGCAUUUGCUUUACUCCAGUCAAUAUUAUAUUUGUAUGCUGCGUGAGGCUCGCGAAAGUGAUCUUGUAAGUUUUAUUGAAACGCGUCUAUCAACGUCGGCAAGCGAACCAACAUCGGAAUGUUUUGUGUGCGGAUACGACCAAUCACAACUCAGUUCUAAAACGUUCUCACGGUUUCAUUAAUCCCUUUGAUUGCAUUGUGAACAUUCCUUUCAAGACGGUACUUAUCAAGUAAUGUUUUGUCCAAUCAGAGAAAAGCGGAAAGGUUUCGUGUCUUGUUCAACGUUGCGUGCUGUUCAUAUAUUCACGCACAGCGAAGCAGUAGCCGUCCAUUUCACCGUCUGUAGAUUCUGCACGGAAGAGUUAAAUUAUUUAGUGUGUCUGUUUUAAGGGUAAAACCUGGCUUCACUUAUUUUUCCUUGCGGAGAUGUUCAAGAGUGGAUGAAGAAGGAGGGGUAUUCAGGCAUUUGCCGAUCAUUUUUAUGGUAAGGUAAUAGCCUGUCCUAACUAAAUAAUAUGUUCUGCUUUUAAAAGAAAAAAACCCUCAUAUACUGUGACACGAACCUACAAUUCGUACAACGGUGUUCUGAUACAUCUUUCUUUUGAUUCCCCAUCUAACAAAAGUUCCCAACUGAAAAUGCACUUUUGGCGCGAAAUAACGGAACACGUUGACGUUUUUACUUCGCAUUAUAUUAAUUAAGGCCUGAAAGUUUAGCUUUAAAAACUUUAAUUUUCCUUUCUUAACUGUUUACUUUUUAACUUCCAAAGCUGAACAGGUUCGGUUGUGCAUGAAUGAGGAGACCCUGAAGACCCUCGUGCCCCCUGCUGGCGUUCUCGCUAAUCUUCUUCACAAGGUACGAAAACUUGACUUGAUAAAAGCACUGAAGUUCGGAUAAUUCACGACGUGUCUACCGAAGCGCGACCUGUACAAGAAGCCGUUAAUGCUGAAACAGUUGGCGAGGCAUCUAGCGCCCCAAAAGUUGAUAAAAAGAGGUGAGAACCUAUUUACACUUCCAAAGGGCCAGUGACUGUCACAAACAUCAUUUCAUUUUAUAUGAAAACGGCUAGGGGAGUAGAAGGGGAGGGAUUUGCAAAUUUUGUCCAUGUGGUCCUAUAUUGUAAGCUUUUUUUCCUACAAUCCGGUCAAUUAUGGAAAAUCCAAACUAUAACAAAAGUGACAAUAUUAUAUAAAGAAUUUACUAGCAAUCAGAAGCUUGCAACAUAGAAAAGUUAAUACUGACAUAUUUCUUAGGUAGGGUGGGUGGGGAGUUAGGUUCAGUGGAAGAAAGAAGACUCAGUUACAAUGCAUUAGUCAACCAAUACGGAGCGGUUAAAGGAGAAUCCUGGGAACGAGGUUUUGGAUUAGUAAGCAAAUUCUAAACACAUCAUUACCUAUUUCAUGUUACACCUAAACAAUUUGCCAAUGUGUGCUGUCCAUAUACAAUGUAAAAGAACGUAUAAACAUUUUCAAUCAUUCACAAGAGAUAUCUGUAAUGAAAAAUAUUAUUUUCAGCCAUCCUAUUCAUUUUACCAAUGAUACUUCAAUACUGUCUUUUUCGAUAAAAGUGCCUGAGACCAAAAACUGUAAAGCUCUGUUCAGUGAUACAAUAUUCGAGGCUGCAAAAAGUGUUAUUAAAAUAUGUCUGUAAGGUUCUCAAUUAUAUAUAUUCCCAAACAACUUACCUUUAUCUUUCAAUUCAUCAUGUUGUGGGUUUCCAUAGCUAUGUAAAGUUGGAUUUUCCGCUUUUAACUAGCUCCAAAGUUGAGAGGCCAGCCCGCUCAUUACUUGGAACAUGAUGAAUUGAUAGCUGGUAAUAAUUAUAGUUAUCUAAAAUUAUCAGAAAAACUUAAGAAGGAUAGAAAAACAAAAAAGAAAGAAAGGACGGAAGAGAGACUAAGAAAAAGGAAAUACACUCACAGUAAUGCUUCCACCCCCUUUGAACAAAUUUUUAUUAUUUGCGGUAUUUUUUUUUAGUUGGAAAAGAUCUGAUGAGGCAAAAAGGCGUCAGAGACUAGCUCGAAAUAAAUGAAAAAGGCUUGAAAUAAAACAAAUAAAGAAAAACGCUCAUGAAGAGCUAGUUCAAGAAAAAAAAGAAAAUACAGACAACCGAAGAAAAACUGUCUUUUGUCAAAAAAAAAAUCAAGAGAAGUUUCACCUACUGUGGCGUCAAACAGAACGUGAAAAAAAAAGAUUGCUUCAUUUGCAGAUGAAAAAUAAAACAUAUAAGUCAAUCAAUUCUUCAGAUAGUGCUGUGGCAGUAACAAACUCAUUCCUAGAGAUUCCACGGGAACAGAAAGUACAUGUGAAUAUGGACAGUGAUUCCAAAAACUUAAUAACCCUUUGGGAAGGAAAGAUUGGAAAAGUUACACUGGACUUGCCUUUUAUCGAGAAAUGCCUGUUGCAGUGAAACAAUUCAGUGAAGGAGUCUCGCAAACAGAAGUUGAGCAGGAGGCAAACAUUAUUUCCUCAUUUAAUCAGGCCAAACCUUUCAUGCUUGUACUACAAUCCUAAUUCGUUUUUCGGCAGGAACCAUUCAACCAAUUUCUAUGAUUUUUUGACAGUUUUUGUAAAAAUUCGGUUUUAAACAUAAGCUGAUAUCUCAAACAGUGUUAAACCUACACAAAAAUAAACAACAUUUUCUUAAAUUUGCACUAUUCUUUAUUAAGGAUGCCAAAAAUGAGAAACGCGAUUCAAAAACAUACCCAACGUGCAUAUAAAUAGGUUCGGUCCAUCUGAAGAAUUGGAUGAACAUACAAAACUUUCCAUUUCAAUAUUUAUUGACUUUUAUUAUGCUGCAGUUGAGAAAACACAUUUAUUGAAAGUGUUCUUUUGCCUCUUUUUUCCUCUUUAUAGAAUGGUGUUGAUGCAAAGAAAGUUGCCGAGAACAGCAAGGAGGGAAUGACGCCCUUCAUCAUCUUUGAGGGGCAACUGCAAGCCCCAGAUGAUAUAUACCUGAGUGGGGAAAGGAAUCUCCCUCUAAAGGUUAAUGGAGGACAUACCAGCGCCUUGCUCACUCUAAUAUAUGUUGUGUGUAAUAUAGAAUAUCCGGAAGAAUGCAGACACUCAUAUUCAUUUGUCCCAGAGAGAAGUUUUGAAUGGACAAUGUUAAACUAUACCGACUAAGGUAUUACAGCUCAUGAAUGAACUGAAUCAGUUCUGAGCUCGUAAUUAAAGCAAACUAAAAUUAAAUCUGCCCGACUUGUUGUGUAAUCUGCCUUUCACAUCAAUAGCUAAGCCGAACGACGACAACGACGGUGGCAAAAACGUCUCUUAAAAAGUAGAUCCACGUUGUUUCAAAUUUCAUCUCUCCGGCUUCUGUAGUUCUGUAAAGGACUAUAUUAAUAUUCGAAUUUUUAAAAAAAGGUUGCAUGAGAAAAUCGUUCUCUCAUGCAGUGUGCUCUCAUCCUCCGCAAAACUGGUGAAAUUAGGUAUAGUUAAAUGUCGUAGUCGUGCAACAACGGCAAGAAAAUAAGCAAAAAUAUGUGAUGCACGUGCAAAGAUGUUGUUGUGCUAAUAUAAAUCUAUUGCUUUUUUCGUAACAUUUUCGUCGCCGUCAUUGUCGUAUAAACCUCCCUAUAAAAAGUCUUAGAAAAGAAAGACCUACGGUGUACAGUCCUCUUAGUUUUCAACACUUGUUUUAAUUCAUGCUGUUUUACUGAAUUCUGAAGAGAACAAAGUUUUUAUUACUAUCAGGGUAAAGCAAUUAAAUGGGAGUAAAUUUACAGGUUGUUGUCGUAGCUGUUACUUUGUCUACUUUUAAGACUUCUUCAUGAGUUACAAAUAGUGUUGGCUCAGCACUCAAACGGUGUGUUAUAACACAAUUGGAAGUGUUGAUCUACACUAAUACAGCGUAAAAUUCCCAGUAGUGUAAAUUUACCUGACUUUGGUGUGCACACAGCUGCAAUGGGUUUUACACAUAUUCAGUGUCAUCAUUACCCUUUUUUAGUGUAACAAAAACACCAGAACAGUGUAAAGGAGACAUAUUUUUGGUGUAUUUUAACACCAAAAUUGGUUUACGUUAACCCAAUUUUGGUGUUACUAAACACCAAUAUAGAGAAAAUAUACACCAGGUCAGUGUUGCUGUAACACUGCAAAGGUGUUUUUAAACGCAUUCAGGAUCGUAUGUAGGUCAUAUUUACACCAUUUUGGUGUAAAUAUACACGACAGUAGUGUUAACUGAACACCUAUUUGGUGUUCACACAGCUGCAAAAAUUUACACUUUUUUGGUGUUACCAUAACACCUCGAUUUUGCUGUGCACCAAUUAUACUACAAUUCUGAGCGUUACUUUUCAUAAAAUGCGGCAUUUAUUAAAUACCGGUUUCUAAAUUGACGUAUUUAAUACACCCUGCCUACAUAUAAUAAGGCCUAUCGUUUGACGCAUAACCUUGCUUUAAACAUGAUUCAAUGUUUAUGUAAAACAAAGUUGUAUUUAAGCAUUCAACAUUUGGAGUUUUAUUUAUGACAAUUUGAGCGAAGAACUUCAGCAUAUUUUUUUAAAAGAAUUAGAAAUAGCCCGCCCACUCUACGUGUUUUGUAGAAUUCCAGACAAGAAACAUUUUUUUCUUGUCCUAAUACAUUUUUUUGGCCUUUUUUUGUGGCAGGUCCAAUGCUGUGGGAAUCCUUGUUGACAGUGAUUCGGACGUUCCUCAGAAGACUGAUGGUAGGUUUUAAGGUCUUAAUGUGACGAGCAACAUUUUGUUGUUAUCUGUAUUAUUACAACGCCUUACGUGAGUUGUUUCCCGGUGGCGUUAUAUUAACCUUCACUAAUCAACUAGGCUGUCUUUUGAUUGGAUGAGCAACAUUCUGUUAGAUGAUCUUCCAAGAAUCUGGCACACCGGGUGUUCCCUAGCUUGAGAAAACAGCCGACAUUUCGCGACGCAAUCACUGGUUUCCCUGCAAAAUAACGUCUGAAAAAAAGGAGCGCAGGAGUUCCAUGCUGGUGACGCAUCACUACCCAAAUCUGGAUAGUGCUUCUGACUGGCCGAAAAUUCUGUUCAUCCAAGAUAGAAUAAUAUAUUGCCUCCACCAAUCUGAAUCACCAUCCAAAUAUUGGUAGUGUCACGUCAUCAGUAUGGUAUUUCUGCGUACAUACACACAUAUCCUGAACACGAUAAGAUUUGAAGCUCAAAGCUUGUGGGGUCGUGUAAAAUAAUUACAAAUGAAUAUAGAACUAUAUUAAAAUAGGGAUAACUUUUGCAAAAUACAACUACAAUUAUAAAAACUCUAAAAAUAUGAACUUAAAAUGAAUUUACAUUAGUUAACUCUAAGUAAAAUGACUACGGCAUUUAAAACAUAAAAAAAUAGUGAGAAACAUUUGAAAUCUCGGUAGUGCAUGUGACGACGAGACGAGACAACGUUCCAAAGAAUAGCUCCUCUAUAACUAACAGAGUUUUUAAGAAACUGCGAGUUAAAACGCGGGACGAUUAUGAUAUUACUCCUUCUGAAGGUCGUACACAGUACAAG
This is a messenger RNA of Porites lobata, 19162 nucleotides long. Lineage: Eukaryota; Metazoa; Cnidaria; Anthozoa; Scleractinia; Poritidae. The record is from the annotation of a GenBank genome assembly.